This is a messenger RNA of Penicillium samsonianum, 1623 nucleotides long. Its product is annotated as F-box domain protein. The record is from RefSeq and is a predicted model, not a curated record. Lineage: Eukaryota; Fungi; Ascomycota; Eurotiomycetes; Eurotiales; Aspergillaceae. The coding region runs from base 1 to 1623 and encodes 540 amino acids. The transcript is spliced from 2 exons.
AUGGGCCUUUUUGAUAAGCUGCGGCGAAGCUCACGACGAAGCUCGCGGCGAAGUGACCGGGAAACGACCGACCCACCAUCGCCCCGCGUUAACGUGCCCGGCCGAGAUUACACCAAACAGCUACCUCGGCCAGUAUUGGAACGCAUUUUCUCCUUUGUUUGUCCUCACACCAUCGACAACACAUAUGGCACCUCCGAGGAAUCUGCUAGCGAUGGAUGUAUGCUAUGCGACAUGCGCGACCUCGCACACUGCACCCUCGUGAACAAGCGGUGGUUUUUGAAUGCGCGGGCGCUUCUUUAUACCAACGUCCGAAUCGACCCCGUCCAUUACUGUGAACUCGAAAUCGAAUUAGCCGCCAAGCGAAAACGCCGCUCGUUCUUUGAUCGUAAUGGCGACCCUAUUGAUGCCCCGCAAGUCCGUCUGGAAAUGUUUAUGCGAACAGUGCGAGAGUCACAGGGGCUAGGGAACAUGGUGUUGUCGCUCCGAAUGCCAUACAUGACCCGCGAGGCCAACAAAGCCAACGUGGCCCGGACUAUCUCCGUCCUUCCUAAUCUCCGCUUUGUUGAUCUGCCGGUGGGUUUGUACAGUGACGAGGCAUCAUGUCUACCCUUGAAACAAGAGUUGAUGGCCCGAUGCCCCGAGUUGCGUCGGAUGGCCUAUCGUCAAGGUGCCGAGGGCAGUUUUUCACGUCUGCCGGGAUCCCAGCUAUGGAUUAAUUUGGAGGUGCUCGAGCUAUCUGGAGUUCAAAUGGAGGCUAGUACUCUGCGGGGCGGACUCGCUUCAUUCCCCCAUCUUCGUGAGCUCACGCUCGAAGAUCUCAAUUGGCUUGACGAUUCUGCAUUUGCAGUGAACGUGCCGCUUCCGCCAUUCCCGUCAGUUCAGUCUCUUACACUUCGCGAUACCCCUAAUGUCACGGCAAGCGGGCUUGCCGCGUUCCUUUCCAUGCCAGCGAACCGAGCGACUUUGGUAUCUUUGAUAUUAUCUUCUACCGGCGUUGCUCCGUCGCAACUACAUUAUAUUCUCGCCGCCGCUCCGCGGCUUGAGAGCCUUUCUGUCAUCCAGGAGGUCUCUCGCUCUUUCCCCAUGGAGCAGAUUCCUCCCAUGGCAUCGAGGUCGCUGCACCUUCUGCACUAUGAACUCACAUCCGAAACCGAUAAUCAUGGAAUGCCACCAGUGGUAUCCUCAUACUAUACCUAUCUUAUUUCGUCCUUGGUGUCCCGAACCUUACCAACCCUUCGAGAGUUAUAUGUCCGUGAUUCCUCAUUCCCCGACACACUGUUGCUCAUGCCGCCACCACGACUCUUCGGCGGUGGUGAAAACGGGCCGCAGAUGCGGGGCGGUCUUUCGCAACCCCUGAAUGUGUACAGCAAGGGUUUGGAUGAGUUCGAGUGGAAUUUCACACCAUACGACCCCAGCCCGGCGCCCGGACGCCGCGACUCAAGUACGCGCCCCGUAAGCUUCCACGAGGCCCAGCUGAACCGGUCUUGGGGUGGUGAUGCUCGCAAGAGCGUGCUUGUCGGGAACGGCUUCGGUGGGUUCCUGGCUGUUCCGGCUGAGGAAGAGCGACCCAUGAGUAGUCAGGGACACAACAAGCGGUCGAGUAAACAGGAUAUAUGGCGGUGA